This is a messenger RNA of Electrophorus electricus (electric eel), 1751 nucleotides long. Its product is annotated as thiosulfate sulfurtransferase-like. The record is from RefSeq and is a predicted model, not a curated record. Gene Ontology annotation, cellular component: mitochondrion. Gene Ontology annotation, molecular function: thiosulfate-cyanide sulfurtransferase activity. Lineage: Eukaryota; Metazoa; Chordata; Actinopteri; Gymnotiformes; Gymnotidae.
CUGACAGCUAAACUCAUUACUCCGAUAAACCAACCGUUAUGGCAGGUCAAGUUGGGGCUCUUGUGAACGCGAAGUGGUUAGCCGAUGCAAUAAAUAAUAACAGAGUAGGGCCGAGUUUACGGAUUCUGGACGCGUCUUGGUACCUGCCUAAACUACAGCGCAAUGCAACGGAAGAGUUUAAACGAUGCCAUAUUCCUGGAGCCUCAUUUUUCGACAUCGAUAAAUGUUGCGACACAACCUCGCCGUAUGAACACAUGCUGCCAACAGAGAGCGAGUUUGCGGACUAUGUCGGAAAUUUAGGAAUUGCGAAUAACACUCACGUCGUUGUUUACGAUGGCACCGACUUUGGCUCAUUCUCCGCGCCUCGGGUGUGGUGGAUGUUUAGGUUUUUUGGCCAUAAUUCAGUGUCAGUACUAAACGGUGGACUUAAAAAUUGGCUACGGGAAAGUCAUCCAGUCACAGAUCAGUAUUUCAAACCAGAGUGUACCAGCUUCAAAACUUCCAUAAACGCCUCUUGUGUGAAAACCUAUGAAGACGUUCUGGAAAACAUAACAAGCAAAAAGUUUCAGCUCGUCGACGCCAGAGUUGAGGGACAAUUUCGUGGUAUUGAACCCGAACCACGGGAAGACACAGAACCUGGCCAUGUGCCCGGCACCAUCAACAUGCCAUUUCCCUCCUUUAUGGACUCGUCUGGACUGGAACGGCCUGUCGAGGAUCUGACAGAGCUGUUCAAGCAGGCGGGGGUCGACCUUCAGAAGCCCUUCUGGGUCUCCUGUAGCUCGGGUGUAACUGCUUGCCACAUCGCCUUGGCUGCAUAUCUGUGUGGGAAUGCAGAUGUGUGCCUUUAUGACGGGUCAUGGACCGAGUGGUUUGCUAAAGCUGCACCUGAACAUGUCAUCUCUGAGGGUAAAGGCAAACAGCUGUGAGAGGGCUCAUUUAAUUGCAGGGUUUAGGAACUGGCCCUGAAAGUUCUGCAAACAGUAAAAACAGAUGUCCUUGAGAUUGUGCUUUUGUUUUAUUGUCUGCACACUAAUAUCUAGUUUUCUAGGAAUCACUUUCCACUUUGUUACUUCAGAGAUUUAGAAUUUAAGCCCAUAAUUCAUAAAGGCUGAAAAGGAACAAUCAAAAUAGAUAAAACAUUAAUUCCUAUUUUGUUUUUGUUAGCCAUUUAUAAUAAAACUAUGAAGGACCAGUAUAAGUGAAUGAAUAGUUGUGUCUCACUGGGGCUCAGUAGUCUAUAAUCAGGACAUGGGUCUUUAUUAAAGGAUGAAAAAUAACAUUACUGAUGUAGCCUGUGCACUGAAAUUAGGUAAUGUGACAGAUUACUACAUGACAGUUCUGUCUGGCUAGCACACACUGGUCUAGCUAGCACUUACUGUGUGUGUGUGUAUAUGUUUAUGUAAGUGCUAGCUAGACCUGCUUGGUGCUUAUAGGAUUUAUGGCCCUUUGUCAAGGGAUGGAUCUAAUUAUACAUUGUGUAGGAUUAGAUUUAAAUGUUUUACUGAGUGUCCUUUUGAAUAUUUUAUGCAUUGAUUUGUUAAAGUAUACCUGAGUAUACUACAUGUAACCAUAUUGUAGUGCUAAUGGAAGUUAAUCAACCAAGUUGAGUAAACCUCAACGAGCCUUUCUGAAGUUCAGUAGGAGGGUUUAAACAAUGAAGAGGCAAAUCUGGAUUUCAUAAAUGUAUUACAAUAACAGCAACUGUAGAAGUACAAUUCAGGCCAAAAAACUGAAUAAAAUAAAUAAAAGUU